Molecule: messenger RNA, 861 nt
Organism: Amaranthus tricolor (Joseph's coat)
Lineage: Eukaryota; Viridiplantae; Streptophyta; Magnoliopsida; Caryophyllales; Amaranthaceae
Product: expansin-A18-like
Exons: 3
Coding region: 36-857 (273 amino acids)
Biological process (GO): plant-type cell wall organization
Cellular component (GO): extracellular region
Source: RefSeq, a predicted model, not a curated record
AUACCACUACAAGAAAAUAGGUCAAUAGUUAACAAAUGAUCAUGAUGAGGAGAUCAAUAAGCUUCAACAUGUUGGUGGUGGUGGCGGUGACAAUGUUGUUAAGAUCGAUGGUUGUAGAUGGGGCUUAUGGCUAUAGUUACACUCCGUCAACCUCGUACACGCCACCGGCCAUAAAUUGGCUAUCAGCCCAUGCUACAUUUUACGGGGAUGAAACCGCGUCUGAGACUAUGGGAGGGGCUUGUGGGUACGGGAACUUACACGACACGGGGUAUGGAUUCGAAACAACAGCGCUAAGCUCGGUGAUGUUCAACAAUGGAAAAGGGUGUGGAACUUGUUAUGAGAUCCAAUGUGUUGACUCUAAAUGGUGUCUUAGUAAUGCUCAAUCCAUUAAGGUUACGGCCACCAAUCUUUGCCCCCCAAAUUGGUCUAAGCCCUCCGAUAAUGGCGGGUGGUGCAAUCCCCCUCGAACCCAUUUCGAUUUGUCCAAGCCCAUGUUCACCAAAAUUGCUCAAGUCGCUGCUGGCAUCGUUCCUGUUAACUAUCGGAGGAUAUCAUGUGUAAGGCAAGGAGGAAUCAGAUUUAAAUUCCAAGGGAACCCAUAUUGGUUGCUAGUGUAUGUGAUGAAUGUUGGAGGAAAUGGAGAUGUAUCCCAAAUGUGGGUUAAAGGUUCCCAAACUGAUUGGAUUAGCAUGAGUCGUAAUUGGGGAGUUUCAUUUCAAGCAUUCUCUAAAUUAGGAAAUCAAGCCCUUAGUUUUAAGAUCAUGAAUGAGGGUGGCCAAGUUAUCAUGGCUUACAAUAUUUGCCCUUCCUAUUGGUCUACUGGUAAAACCUACCAAGCUAAUGUCAACUUUCUUUAGUUUA